CCCUUAUCCCCUAUAUAAACUCCAUUUUAACUCUCCUUCCCAAGUGUGUUCCUUCUUCGAUUUCUUUCACAAGAAUUUUCCCAAUUUCACUAAUUUUCUGCCAUUUUUCCGUUUACCCUAAUUUCACUGAUUAUAAUCGAAAUCCCCAAUCAUGAGGUUCAUGAAAGGUAGCAAAGUCGAGGUCCUUACCAAGCAGGAGAUUCCAACAGGUGCCUGGCGCUGCGCCGAGAUUAUCGCUGGCAACGGCCGCACUUACAGCGUCAGGUACGGUUGGUUUCCGGUCACUGGCGAGGAGGGGACGGUGGAGAAAGUCUCUAGGAAAGCGAUUAGGCCUUGCCCUCCUCCUACAAACGGGGCCGGUGAUUGGGUUCCCGGGGACGUCUUAGAGGUUUUCGACGAGCUGUGUUGGAAACCGGCCGUCGUCGUUUGGGUUUUCGGUGGAAACAAAUUUUAUGUGAGGAUUAUUGGAUCGAGUAGAGAACUGGAAGUACAUCGAUCUCGCCUUCGUGUUCGACAAUCGUGGGAAGAUGGCAAGUGGGUCCUCGUUGGAAAGGGUUCGUCAAAUUCCUCGUUGAAGAGAAAAAGAUAUUCGCUUGGCUUCUCGGAUGCUGGUGGGCAGAAGAAGAGGGCUAUUGAAAAGGGUAGCGUUGAUGGUAAAAGGAUAAUAGUUCGGCUUCCUUCUCCAGCUUUUAAAAAGGUAGAUGCGUUUGGUUCCCCAAAUAAUAUAAUGGGUGAAAGAUGCACGCCUUUUUCCCUUUAUAGAAUUGAUGAUACCAGUGAUAACUCGAGAUGUGCAUCGUCUGUUGGUAGCUGUAGUGGUUUAGGGAAUAAUGAUCUUAAUUUGUCUCCUGCUUAUGUAACAAACGAUUGUGAGAACUUAGAGGAUUAUUGUAGCGAUGCUGACUCUUGUUGUGAAAGGAGAUGUGGAGAAGAAGGUAGUUCCGGCCGCACCAGCGAAGGAAUGGGAAUGGAUUUCCACAGGUCGGAGCUACAUGCAUAUCAGCAAGCCCUUGGGGCAUUGUAUGUUUCUGGUCCUUUGACAUGGGAAGAAGAAGCAAAGCAGUAUCUGGGGAAUGUCCUGAUGCUUUCUCAGAGUAUCUCAUUGUCACUGUUGAAGGCAUCCAUACAUAGCUUCAAAAGCCAUGAUUGGUUUAAGUUUGGCACCCCUUGCAGUUGAUCUGUGGGCAACAUCCAUGGUUUAUUCCCUAAUGGAUCCCCUUAAACUCUGCUUUUGGUACGGAUAUUUCUAUAAAGCUUUUCGAAUUUGGAUUUUUCUUUUGAAAUGCUGGUAUAGAUUCUUAUAUCUGUUGCCGCUGCCUAUAAAUCAAGACAAUCUUAAAAGACACCCGACAGUUUUAGUAUUUUAAUUGGUAGGUCACAGUUGCACUUAAAAAAUUCAAAUUGUAUUAACAGUAAAUUUGGUAUUUCUGGAUGAUCAUUUCCAACACAAAACCUUUAAGGCUGCAUAAUUGAUGAAUUGCUCCGAACCUGCCCUAGUCUCUCUCUGCGGAAACACUUGUAUUAACUGCUUGAGUAGAUGAGAUUAUCCUAGCAUCCUU
Molecule: messenger RNA, 1559 nt
Organism: Hibiscus syriacus
Lineage: Eukaryota; Viridiplantae; Streptophyta; Magnoliopsida; Malvales; Malvaceae
Exons: 3
Coding region: 152-1177 (341 amino acids)
Source: RefSeq, a predicted model, not a curated record